GGGGCGCCCGCGGGCCCCUCCACAGCGGCGCCGGCGGUAGCUGCGGAGAAGGAAGAUGGCGGCGGCCGCUUCUGAGCAGCAAAGUUCUAAUGGCCCAGUGAAGAAGUCUAUGCGAGAGAAGGCUGUGGAACGCAGGAACGUUAAUAAGGAGCACAACAGUAAUUUUAAAGCAGGAUACAUCCCAAUUGAUGAAGACCGUCUCCAUAAGACAGGGUUACGUGGCAGGAAAGGCAACUUGGCCAUUUGUGUGAUUGUUCUUCUUUUUAUUUUGGCUGUCAUCAAUCUGAUUAUCACGCUGGUUAUCUGGGCAGUGAUUCGCAUCGGUCCCAAUGGUUGUGACAGUAUGGAGUUCCAUGAGAGUGGCUUGUUGCGGUUUAAGCAAGUUUCUGACAUGGGUGUUAUACAUCCCUUGUAUAAAAGCACUGUAGGAGGCAGACGUAAUGAAGACUUGGUUAUCACUGGAAAUAAUCAGCCUAUUGUAUUUCAACAAGGAACAACCAAGCUUAGUGUGGAAAAAGACAAAACUUCUAUUACCAGUGAUAUUGGCAUGGAAUUUGUUGACCCACGGACACAAAAUACCUUGUUCAGCACAGACUACGAAACUCAUGAGUUUCAUCUGCCAAAUGGAGUUAAAAUCUUGAAUGUACAGAAAGCUUCUACGGAGAGGAUUACCAGCAAUGCGACCAGUGAUCUAAACAUAAAGGUUGAUGGCCGUGCUAUCGUCCGGGGAAACGAAGGCGUUUUCAUCACAGGCAAGACCAUUGAGUUUCGAAUGGGAGGUAACAUGGAACUUAAAGCAGAAAACAGCAUUAUUCUGAAUGGAACUGUGAUGGUCAGCCCAUCACGACUGCCAAGUUCUUCUUACGGGGAACAGUUUAAUAACGGGAACUGGCUGCGUUUCAAGCUCUGCAUGUGUGCGGAUGGGACACUUUUCAAGGUCCAGGUGACAGGUUAUAACAUGGGUUGUCAGACUUCUGUCAAUCCAUGCGGAGCCACGCACUGAAACACAAACCACUACCAGGAGAGUUCUCUUCUGUGUUUACAUGUAUUUGUAUGAAGUAAUUGCAUGUCUUCAAGGAUUUCUGGUUUUACAGCAGUUUAUACUAGCGUUUGUUACAUAGUAUUUUUAAACAAAGGCUGUGAUGUUCAGCAGUAUUAUGUCACCAUCAUGUCAGCCAUAAUAGUGGCACUGAUGUAAUAAGCUAUCUGUCUACGUGUCUACUGAAGUACCUUCCUGAAUUGAGAUCAGUAGAAUAUAUUUCAAGAAUGUGAUCUUAGCAACAGUCUUGUCUGCCUUCAGUUGCCUUAAGAGGAGAUUUUUGUCCUACAUCCCAAGACCUCGAGGGCUGCUGAGAACACAUCUGCGAUCUGAAGGACUUCAACAGGAAUGCCAAUUUGUUGUUGAAAGUGGAUUUACUGGCAGAUUUUUAUCUUCAUUUCUUGCCAAGGGUUGAUACAAUGAUCUCCCCCAAAAUGAUGUGGUUUAUCAUAUGGGUACUAAGAGAGGGCUAGUGGCAGACUUACUUUAUAAUAAUGCAUUAUUUCUGCCAUAUAGUCUCAUGUAGUUAAAAAAAUGCUAGCAUAAAUAAUAUUUGCAAAGUAAUAUCAGGUGUGGAAAUGUAACUUCAGUUUUGAAAGAGUCCUGUGAUUACUGAAGUGGUACUUGAGCUCCCAUUCUGUCUGUGCAGUUUUGGCAUUCUACAGUUGCUUAAUUUAUGUGAAGUAUUUAUAAAACACGUUUAUAUUAGAAGUACAUUUUUAAAGAUGUAACUUGCUCACUACCCAAAAAAGUAUUUUCCUGGGUGCUUUAGUAUGAACUGCAUAUGAAUCAGUUUUUCAACAGACAAUCAUCUAAAGCAUGAGUGAUGCAGCAGUGCCUGAGAUCAGAUCUCUUUUUCCCUGUCAAUGUCGGUACUGAUGUGUUACCAAGAACCUCAGAAUUAAAUUCUGCCUUUAAACUGCACAGGUGUAAUUCUAAAUGGGAUGGUAGGGAAUCCUGUCAGUAGAGUAAAUACAUGUGUAUCUGAAUUUGGCCACAGUGUCUAUGGAGAACUGAGGCCUUACAGAAACUAUUUAACUGCUUUUGCAGAGGUAUGGUGUUCUGUACUAAAAAUAGACCAGCUCAUUCUAAGAUUCCUCCUUCCCCCACCCUGUGUAUAUUUUCAGUUUAAAAUAGUUUUGUUUUUCAGUAGCAUUAAGUAAUCUUAAUAAUGGAGGCCACAAAGGUGACUUUGCAAGUUGCUUUUUGACAGGUUUAUUUUAGAUAAGCACACACUUCUCUUCCUAAAAGUUGUGCAAAUGUUACACAUUAACUUCAGAGUUGGUCAUUUGUUAUGAGAAGAAAAAAUGUCUCCCUUUGGUUUGCUGCUUGCAAAGUACAUAGAAUUCCACAAAAUACAAAACAGCUUCUGUUGCAACAAGAACUUUGUAUCCAAGGUCCAAUUUCCUGUAUUUACUAGAAGUCACUAUGUCCAUGUAGGGCUGGAAGGGAUUUCUCAAGGGGGAUCCUUACGUCAGGCAUUACACUACACAGGAGGUCAGAGUAGUCAUGCUUCCCUCAUUGCCCAAAGGCAAAACCAGAGUAUGAUGCUCCAUAGUUGCUGAGGUUUUGGGAAAUGGACAGCAGUGGAGAUGUUCUAACAAAAGCAAAAGACAAUAAACCGUAGCAAAAGCCAUUGAAUUGCUCACAUUAGAGAUUAUGGGAAAGUCCUAACAUUUUGCAUACAGCCUUCAUGAACACCAUAAUGCUACUGGAGUUAAUAUUUAUUAACAACUUCAACACACAUUUUGCUAAAAACAUGCACACACCUUUGCUGCUAAGCAGUGCCUCAGAAUCUGUUACAGUUAAGAGAAGGAAAUAAAUUGUAACACUUUUAGAACUUUCACUCAUGCUAAUGGAAGUUGGUCACUUUAUUUUUGUAAAUAUUAAAUACAGACACAGGCACAUAUAAAAAUAUAAGCAGCAGUAUCCUCAAACCUGAAAUAGAUCUUGAAAAUGACAGAUACUGCAUCAGAGAGUAACUUACAAACAAAGAGCAUAUUAGAGCUUUUCUCUGGUUAACACUGACAGGCCUAUAUGCUAGUACUGGAUUCUUUAUCAAGAGUUCUUUUUAAAAUACUGUAUGCAACAUAGCAAGAAGAUUUGUCACAAAGGUACUCUUCAGUCGUGGGCUGGAGACUUGGUUUUGAGGUAUGGACCUUUUUGUCAAAAUGUAGCAAAACUGAUCAUGCAAAAAAAAACCCAUGAAAUAGGUUAUCCUUUUGUAAGCUACUAUUUAUGUAUUGUUAAUAUAUUUUGUUGCCUUCACUACACAGUUUGAAAAAUGUUAGCACCACACAUGCCUUAUGCUGUGCAUUUAUUUACUAGUUUUCUUCUAAUUGCCUGAGGUACAUUUUUCUGUUUCUUGUAUUUAAAACACUGUGUGGCACAUUCAUUAUUUCAUUCUCUCAGAUGCACUUAAGAUUCUGUGUGUUCCAAGUACAUUCUACAUGCCUCUGUGUAAAAUACGAUCCUGGGUAUGUUGAAACAACUUGGAUGCAAAGAGUUCUCAGCACAGGUAAAGGUGGUGGUUGUUUCAGCAGGUGAAAAACAAUUGAAUUUCAAAUGUUUGCUUUGAAAUAAAACAAUAAAUUCUUAAGAUGCA
Messenger RNA from Melopsittacus undulatus (budgerigar), 3644 nucleotides. It is a transcript of the gene SGCB, whose product is annotated as sarcoglycan beta. Gene Ontology annotation, biological process: muscle organ development. The transcript is spliced from 6 exons. Gene Ontology annotation, cellular component: sarcoglycan complex; sarcolemma. Bases 56 to 1003 code for a protein of 315 amino acids. The record is from RefSeq and is a predicted model, not a curated record. Lineage: Eukaryota; Metazoa; Chordata; Aves; Psittaciformes; Psittaculidae.